This is a messenger RNA of Penicillium angulare, 1560 nucleotides long. Its product is annotated as cytochrome P450. Gene Ontology annotation, molecular function: oxidoreductase activity, acting on paired donors, with incorporation or reduction of molecular oxygen; monooxygenase activity; heme binding. The transcript is spliced from 3 exons. The coding region runs from base 1 to 1560 and encodes 519 amino acids. The record is from RefSeq and is a predicted model, not a curated record. NCBI's taxonomy places the organism in Eukaryota, Fungi, Ascomycota, Eurotiomycetes, Eurotiales, Aspergillaceae.
AUGACCAUUUCCAUAUCUUCAUUGGUGGCCGUUCUCGGUAUCGCCUUCAUCAUAUACAAAGGCAUUAUCUACCCAGCGUUUGUUUCGCCGUUGGCUAAAAUCCCAAAUGCACACUGGAGCGUUCCCAUAUCGCCGGGAUGGAUGCUCUGGAAACGGUUUCACAUGCGGAAUAAUCGGACUAUUCAGGCUGCGCAUGAGAGGCUUGGUCCAAUUGUCAGACUUGGACCGUCCGAGCUCUCUGUCAAUUGUGUUGAUGAGGGCAUCAAGUCUGUGUAUACGGGUGGAUUCGAGAAGCAUGAGUGGUAUCCUCGAGUCUUCGGAUCACUUGGGACGGUGAGCAUGUUUACCAUGGUGGACACGAAGACACAUUCCACGCGCAAGAGGAUGCUUUCAAAUAUCUACUCGAAAUCAAUGUUACAGACUUCGCCGCAUCUGAAAGUCGUCUCGAAUGCUAUCGUUCAUGACCGUUUGCUCCCAAUUAUUCAGGAAUCAGUCGAAAACGACAAGUCAAUCGAUGCCCAUGAUUUGAACAUGGGUCUUACCCUAGACUUUGUUUCGGGGUAUCUCUUCGGUCUCAGGAACGGCACAAACCACCUCCAAGAUCAUGCAUUUCGCAAACACUGGCUACAUCUCUAUCUAUGUCGCAAGCCGUUUGAAUUCUUCCACCAAGAAGUUCCUAGUCUGAACGGAUGGAUGAAUUGUAUCGGACUGCGCAUUAUUCCGAAAUACUGCGACUCUGCAAACGCAAUGCUCGAUGCCUGGGUUUUGGACCUAUGCGCCAAAGCAGUUGAGUCAUUGGAUUCGACAGAUCCGGCCGUUGAACCUCUUGUAUACAAGCAGUUGAAACAGGGACUAGACAAACAAUCCUUGAAAGAGAAUGACUCCAAGCAAGAUCCUGAGCAGCAACGUAUUGACAUUGCGUGUGAGAUGUACGAUCAGCUUACAGCAGGUUUUGAAACUAGUGCCGUGGGACUAACGUAUCUUUUCUGGGAAUUAUCAAAGCACCCGGAGGUCCAAGAGAAGCUGCGCGAAGAACUACUGACUCUUGACCCACCGAUCUCUUUUCCUCAGAAGCUGGAACUGCCAUCUGCCAAGUCGAUCGAUAGUUUACCGUUGCUUGAAGCUAUUGUUACUGAGACGUUGAGGCUACAUGCCCCGAUUCCUGGCAUCCAGCCUCGGGUUACUCCGUCGCCUUCUUGUUCUCUGGCUGGACAUGACAAUAUUCCACCUAAUAUCCGGGUUAACGCACAGGCGUACUCUCUACACCGCAAUCCGGUUGUAUUCCCUAGCCCCGAAUCUUGGGAACCUAGAAGAUGGGUCAAGGAAGAAAACUCCACCGCUGAGCUUGAGGAACGCCGCCGUUGGUUCUGGGCAUUUGGAAGCGGAGGUCGAAUGUGCGUAGGAAGUAAUCUUGCGUUGCAAGAAACGAAACUUGUCGUCGCGGCGAUUUACUCCAAUUUCCGGAGCACAAUAAUCGACGACACAGACAUCGAAGCAAUCGAUGCAUACACAGUGCAUCCCAAAGCAGAGAAACUGAUGCUGAAGUUCCACGCUGUAUAG